UUCUUGCCCUGUUUCAGGCAUAUGUAUUGUGACUUUAUUCUGUGUGUAACUUUUCUUAUUUAUUUCAGAAAUGAGGGUUCAUUAACAUCAACUUUAAGAACACUUCUAUUCUUCACAGCGCUAAUGAUCACAUUACCUGUUGGGCUGUAUUUUUCAUCAAAGGCUUAUAUAUUUGAAGGUACCUUAGGAAUGUCCGACAGAGACAGCUAUUUUUAUGCUGCCAUAGUUGCUGUAGUUACUGUUCAUGUAGUACUUGCUCUCUUUGUGUAUGUAGCGUGGAAUGAAGGUUCUCGACAGUGGCGGGAAGGCAAACAGGACUAGGAUGAAGAUCUUCAUCAUCUGAUGCCUACAGACUGUAAAUCAAAUCUUUGUGAGCCAAAUGAAAAGCGUUCUUCGAAAUGUAUAAUACACAUGUACAAAGGUGAGGCUAAUGCCUCUACUGUGGUUGGAAUAAGACUUGUGCUCAUCUUGAAUGUGUUCCAGUGUUUUCUCUACUGAUAAUGGAAGUUGUUCUUUAGCCAGACUGUGCUAGGUUGAGCUGAGCCGGUCUUCACCUGGAAUUAAAAUGGAAUAACUAUAUAUUUUUGAAAAAAUUCUGUAGCUAUUUUUGGCAUUCCUAGUAUUUUUCUGGCUUGUUCUGA
Tauraco erythrolophus (red-crested turaco) is the source of this 641-nucleotide messenger RNA. NCBI's taxonomy places the organism in Eukaryota, Metazoa, Chordata, Aves, Musophagiformes, Musophagidae. The record is from RefSeq and is a predicted model, not a curated record.